Messenger RNA from Trypanosoma cruzi, 804 nucleotides. RefSeq lists its product as uncharacterized. The transcript has a single exon. NCBI's taxonomy places the organism in Eukaryota, Euglenozoa, Kinetoplastea, Trypanosomatida, Trypanosomatidae. The record is from RefSeq and is a predicted model, not a curated record. The coding region runs from base 1 to 804 and encodes 267 amino acids.
AUGUCGAUGGUAAGCGCUGCAGUCUCCCGGAGGUGCAUUCAGCACAACCCGUACAACACGCAGGUGCUUGAUGUCCGGACUGAUGGCAUCAGUGUGGCUGCCAUUGAAUUCUUUAAAAGCGCCUCAAAGAUGGAGGAAAGCACUUUAUCCCCAUCUCAAAAGAGUCUUGAAAUGAUGGAUGUAAAUGAGCGCAUGACGUGCACAGAAGGUGGGGGUGGGAUAUCGGACAAUGGCACAGAUGAGGUCAGCCGCACGAUAUCGUUAUCACAAACACCAGCAAUUGCUUUUGCGAUGCAACCCACGCCUGUUUUACCUCUCGUCCGGUACGCCUCUGUGAACUUUCGGUUUGGCAGCGCUUGGUUCGUCGCACCUUUCCGCACUGCUGUUGGUGAGAUGGUGGUUGUGGAGUACCCGCACAAUAAAAGCCUGCAUAUGGGUCUUGUCAGUUGCAUCUCCACGCGGGUCCCUUCCACCUUUUCCGCCAUGGCGAAUUCGGACGGUGUCAUCAGUAAGGAUGAUAUCCAGCAGUGUCCGAGACUUUUGCGCCACGCCCGUGACAUUGACAAGCAAACAAAGAUGGAGCUGCGCUCGCAUGAUUUUGCUUCGCUGGAAAAUGCCCAGGCGCUCGCGUUGGAAAUGGGAACGCCUGUGACAUUUUUAGAUGCGGAAUGGCUGCUUGACCUGACGGCUGUGACUUUUCUUGUAAAUGUCUGGGGCGACAUGUCGCUUGUGGACCGCCUCGCCGAUGAGUUGGCGGCGUUUGAGGGGUCAGAGGUUGUCUUCACCUACCCAGCAGUGAACUGA